AUGGCAACACCACCACCACCACAAUUAUCCUCAACCUCCACACAACCUCCCUCCCCCUCCUCCGCCUCCUCCAAUCCCCAACAACCAUCACCACCAAAAACACAACCGCCCCUCCCCCGCUUCCUCGACAACGACCCCGCCCGCACUGGCUACGACCCGACCGUAAAAUGGUGGCUGAACUACUUCCGGAUCAUGACCGGCCAGGUAACCCGCGAAGGGGUGGAACACUACCGCGAAGACCGGUACAAAGCGAACGAGGCGCGCGACUGCGCACGGUGCGAGGCGGACCGGGCCUAUCUCUUCGCGUACUCGCCGACGAUCCGGUUCCUGCGCGACAAGGUGGCGGCGCUCAACGGCACGCUGGACGAGACCAACGUGGUGUGCCGGCGGUGUCCGGCGCGCGUGGCCGAGGAUGGGCGGGUGAUCCGGGCGUCGAUGCUUAGCGGAGAGUGCCGGUGGACGAGAGAGACCAUGACACGGGGCAACUGGACAUUGACACAACAGUUUCAGAACUGCGUGCGGAUGCGGGCGAUCCAGUCCGUCAUGGCACGGCCGACCUGCAGGGACGACGUACAUGCGACCAAGGUCGUCAAUGAGGUGUGGGACUCGUGCUUCUCAGACAAGAGGCCAUUUGAGGAGGUGUAUCGCUGA
This is a messenger RNA of Chaetomium globosum CBS 148.51, 651 nucleotides long. RefSeq lists its product as uncharacterized. NCBI's taxonomy places the organism in Eukaryota, Fungi, Ascomycota, Sordariomycetes, Sordariales, Chaetomiaceae. Gene Ontology annotation, biological process: mitochondrial protein processing; mitochondrial proton-transporting ATP synthase complex assembly. The record is from RefSeq and is a predicted model, not a curated record. The coding region runs from base 1 to 651 and encodes 216 amino acids. Gene Ontology annotation, cellular component: extrinsic component of mitochondrial inner membrane. Gene Ontology annotation, molecular function: metalloendopeptidase activity. The transcript is spliced from 2 exons.